AUGGAUUCCACAAUUGAAUCAAAAAUUGAUAAACCACUAAUAAUUGAUUUUGUUGCUGGGAGUGCUGCAGGAAUUGGUAUGUGCCUCUCUGGGCAUCCAUUAGAUACCAUUAAAGUUCAUAUUCAAUCAGCAUCAGCUAAUGCUAAAGUAGGAAUAUUUUCCUGUACUAGGGAUAUAAUUAAAACAUUUGGACCAAUGGGAUUAUAUAGAGGUGUACUAAGUCCAUUAAGUUCAACACCACUUAUCAAUGCUACAGUAUUUGCUGGUGAAUCAUUUUGUUCACGUCUCAUAAAAAAUGAUCUUAAUCCUGUAAUAUCAACAUUUAUGAGUGGUUUUUGUGCUGGUGCUUUUCAGACAGUUGUUCUAUGUCCAACAGAUGUAGUAAAAUUAAAAAUGCAACUAACAAAUACAAAUUUAAAUACUAUUUCAUUAACAAAACAUAUCAUUGAAACAUCAGGAAUAAAAAGUUUAUUUAGAGGAUUUGGGAUAACUCUUUGUCGUGAUGCUCCAGCAUAUGGUGUAUAUUUUUCAAGUUUUGAAUAUUUUACAAGUAAAUAUCUUGAUUUUAAUGUUGAUCCUAGUUGUGGAUAUAAUUUACUUGUUAAUUUUGUUUCUGGUGGUUUAGCAGGAAUAUUAUGUUGGAUUGUUACAUAUCCAUUAGAUAUCGUUAAAACAAGGUUUCAAAAUAUUACAAAUUACACAAGUUAUGCUACAGUUACCAGAGAAUUAUACAGAGAAAGUGGUUUAAAAGGAUUUUUUAGAGGAAUGAAUUCAACAAUUAUAAGAGCAUUUAUAACAAAUGCUGUCACUUUCGUUAUAAUGACACAAUGUCAAUAUUAUCUUACUCAAAUAUAUAAUCAAGAAAAACAAAAUGGAAUUCCAAAUAUAGAACAAAUUUUAUACACAUCAUUACCAGGUGAUUAUAUUCAAAAUAAAAAAUGUUGUUGUUCAUCACCAAGAAGAUGUUUACAAUGUUUUCAUAUGGAUUUAUUUCAUCUUCCUGAAGCAGGAACAACAUUUUUAGAACCAAUGUUACAUACUCAUGGUAGAUUAUUAACCAUGAAUCAAAAUUAUAAUAUCCCUUUUGAUAUGAGAUUACUUAUGUUGUCAUUUCAACAAAAUAAUCAAAAUUUCAAUCCAUUUUCAAAUAUUUUUCCAAAUGUUAUGCCACAGUUAGCUCAACAGGUUCAAUCUUAUGAAUUUCUUCAAAAUUGGCUUCAAGCUUGUAAUAAUAUUAACUAUGGAAAUCAAAAUAAAGAUUUACCACCAUUGACUACUCCAAGUACAAUAAAUCAAUCAUUUCCUUUACCAGGACAAAGUUCUAUGGAAAAUUUACCACAGGCAUAUCAAAAAUUUCUUACAUAUGAUAAAAUUGAAAUUAACUUUCCCCGUACAAGUACUACUCCAUUAAUGAAAAAAAAUGAGGGAGUAUUUCAUGAUGCCCGAAAACAAAAUUAUCAAACACCUGAUAGUGGUAUUGAUAGCCCAGCAUCAAAUCAAAAUCUUCCUGAAAGCCCAAAAAAUGAUACAUCUGAUGUUUCAGUAUCUACAUCUGUAUUAACGGAUGACCCCAGUACCAAUGAACCAACGACACCAACAAAAGGAUGUAAUGGUAAAAAGAAAAAUUAUUGUUAUGUUUGUGAGAAAUUCAUAGUAAAUAGAAAUGGAAGAAAUCAAGGACCACGCAGACAUGUUUUACAGAUUCAUUUAAAGAAACCACUAUAUCUUUGUAGAAUUUGUAAUUACUCUUCUACAUAUGAUAAAUACCACGUUACAUCACAUAUUAAAAGAAUUCAUGAUAUUGAUAAUACAGAUGAUUACAUUAUUAAUAACAAAUAUGAACAAGAACCUGAAGUUUGUGUGUGGUAUAAAAAAUGUUUUGAGGAUAAAUUGGAACCUCAAUAA
Strongyloides ratti is the source of this 1905-nucleotide messenger RNA. RefSeq names its product Mitochondrial carnitine/acylcarnitine carrier protein CACL. Gene Ontology annotation, molecular function: transmembrane transporter activity. Lineage: Eukaryota; Metazoa; Nematoda; Chromadorea; Rhabditida; Strongyloididae. The transcript has 5 exons. Gene Ontology annotation, biological process: transport. The record is from RefSeq and is a predicted model, not a curated record. Bases 1 to 1905 code for a protein of 634 amino acids.